Messenger RNA from Ailuropoda melanoleuca (giant panda), 2610 nucleotides. RefSeq names its product ribosomal protein L3 like (gene RPL3L). Gene Ontology annotation, biological process: translation. The transcript is spliced from 10 exons. NCBI's taxonomy places the organism in Eukaryota, Metazoa, Chordata, Mammalia, Carnivora, Ursidae. Gene Ontology annotation, cellular component: ribosome; cytosolic large ribosomal subunit. Bases 1162 to 2511 code for a protein of 449 amino acids. The record is from RefSeq and is a predicted model, not a curated record. Gene Ontology annotation, molecular function: RNA binding; structural constituent of ribosome.
AGCCGGUGGAGGGGGAGGGGAGAAGCACACUCCCUGUUGACCAGGGAGCCCAAGGUGGUACUCGAUCCCAGGACCCUGAGAUCAUGACCUGAGUUCAAGGCAGACGCUUCACCGACUGAGGCCCCCAGAACAGAGGAAUCUCAACACUGGGCUACAACACUGGACUGAACAAGGGAACCGAACAGAUCAGGCCGGAGCCGCCGCCGCCGCCGCCGCUCUGGCUCACCAGAAGAACGGGAGAAAGCGGAGACCUGGGUUGAAGGAAAGCACGGGCUGGCAGCUCUCCACUGCUACUCGAGCCAGCAGAGGGACUUGCAGACCAUGUAGCAGAAGCGGGAUGAGGCUAAUGAGAGGGAGGCACCCUCGUAGCUCGUGGCUCUGUGCCCGCCCUCUGGUUCUUGGCCUGUGCGCCUGGAGUCCGUCCCACCAAGGCCGCGUGUCGCACAGUGUGCCCGGCCUCAGCAUCCGCAGCGGCAUUCCCUUUGUGCUGAGCCUGCGGGCAUCCCUCCCGUGCUUCCUGCCUGCAGGUAGCCUCUCUCCCUUGGGCCCCUCGGAGGGCUGAGGGUUGCCCCUUCCCAGGAUUGUAUUCCUGUGGGGUCGCCCAAAGUAUGACAACUGGCUUCGUGAGUAACAACAGCAGCAACACGGAAUUGCGACAUUCGAGUCGCGCAGAAUCUUAGCAUCAGCAAGGCAAGGCCUACAGCUCUCAGAGACAUUUUAGGCCUAUACAGCUCGUUCUCCAGGUUCAGGACUUCAUAACCAUAUAGACUCCUUGUUCUUGGAUCACAGCCAUUAUCACCCCCGCCCACAGCACCCCUUGCAGUUUGUCCAGCCCCAGCUCACCGCCCUCCGCACAAGAAAGGAAUUCCCUGUGCCUCACUGCCUGAUGACUGGACCAGACCCUCGUCACAGCAAGCCUGGAAGAAACCCCCUCCCCACCUGGGGUUCCUUGACUCCUUACCAGGCCCAGGUGUUCUGUCCUGGGAGGGUAACACAAGGCAGAAAAUAAAGUGGGCGGGACCCAGCCCCGGGGCCCUUGAGGACAGGAGUGACAAGCCUGGCUCUAGGUAUCCCCACCCAGGCUGCUCAUCGGAUGCCCGCUUUCGCCCCGCCCCAGGCCAGGCCUGCUGCUGGCACUGGAGCCUGUGCCCGCCACGGGACAUGACCAAGCUCCCCUGCCAGGGGCUAAAUCUGGGAGCUGCCUGCUGUGAGCUCUGGCCCCGCCACUCGACCUCCAACGCCUGUCGGGAGGCCCCUUCCCUGUCUGACCUACAGGGACCGGCUGCCAUGUCCCACCGGAAGUUCUCUGCCCCUCGGCACGGACACCUGGGCUUCCUGCCCCACAAGAGGAGCCGUCGGCACCGGGGCAAGGUGAAGACUUGGCCUCGGGAUGACCCCAGCCGGCCCGUGCACCUCACGGCCUUCCUGGGCUACAAGGCAGGCAUGACGCACACUCUCCGAGAGGUGCACAGGCCCGGGCUCAAAAUUUCCAAGCGGGAGGAAGUGGAGGCAGUGACGAUUGUGGAGACACCACCUCUGGUGGUGGUAGGCGUGGUGGGCUACGUGGCCACCCCUCGAGGCCUGCGGAGCUUCAAGACCAUCUUUGCAGAGCACCUUAGUGACGAGUGCCGCCGCCGCUUCUACAAGGACUGGCACAAAAGCAAGAAGAAAGCUUUUACCAAGGCCUGCAAGAGGUGGCGGGACGCCGACGGCAAGAAGCAGCUGCAGAGAGACCUCGCCGCCAUGAAGAAGUACUGCAAGGUCAUCCGAGUCAUCGUGCACACUCAGAUGAAGCUGCUGCCUUUCCGGCAGAAGAAGGCCCACAUCAUGGAGAUCCAGCUGAAUGGCGGCACGGUGGCUGAGAAGGUGGCCUGGGCCCAGGCCCGGCUAGAGAAGCAGGUGCCGGUGCACAGCGUGUUCAGCCAGAGCGAGGUCAUUGAUGUCAUUGCCGUCACCAAGGGCCGGGGUGUCAAAGGGGUCACAAGCCGCUGGCAUACCAAGAAGCUGCCACGAAAGACCCACAAGGGGCUGCGCAAGGUGGCCUGCAUUGGCGCCUGGCACCCUGCCCGCGUGGGCUGCUCCAUCGCCCGGGCCGGGCAGAAGGGUUACCACCACCGCACAGAGCUCAACAAGAAGAUCUACCGUAUUGGCCGGGGGCUGCACAAGGAGGAUGGGAAGGUGGUCAAGAACAAUGCGUCCACCAGCUACGAUGUGACUGACAAGUCCAUUACACCACUGGGUGGCUUCCCGCACUAUGGGGAGGUCAACAACGACUUCGUCAUGUUGAAGGGUUGCAUUGCGGGCACCAAGAAGCGGGUCAUCACGCUGAGGAAGUCCCUCCUGGUGCACCACAGCCGCCAGGCCCUGGAGAACAUCGAGCUCAAGUUCAUCGACACCGCCUCCAAGUUUGGCCACGGCCGCUUCCAGACAGCGCAAGAGAAGAGGGUCUUCAUGGGUCCCCAGAAGAAGCAUCUUGAGAAGGAAAAGCCAGAGACCUCGAGAGACCUGUAGGCGGCUUGCGAUGGAGGAAGCCUGAAGGAAGCGCAGCGCGACCCCGCCUGUGCCCGCUGUCUAAUAAAGUGCGGACGCGACUGUGCCCGCGUGUCUCAG